Messenger RNA from Guillardia theta CCMP2712, 1308 nucleotides. RefSeq lists its product as hypothetical. The transcript has a single exon. The record is from RefSeq and is a predicted model, not a curated record. NCBI's taxonomy places the organism in Eukaryota, Cryptophyceae, Pyrenomonadales, Geminigeraceae. The coding region runs from base 1 to 1308 and encodes 435 amino acids.
AUGGGUAUAAACGCGAGCCUGAUCGGAACGAUGGUAGCCAGAGAUACGAUGAGGAGCGAGAGGCUAGAGAGCCGAGAGAUGAAGAGGAGAUGCAAUAAAAGGCACACGAGAGAUUCUGCACAAGCAAUGCAUCAGAUAAAUCCCGACCUAGAAGACAUGGAUUCGGAAGAGACGAACGGUGGAAAGAACCUUCAGACAAACUGGUUUAGUCUAAGGAAGGGUUUCAUAUGCCCUAUGACAUUGGAGUUUGUGGACAAGGGGAUGGAAGAAUGUCCAAUACUUCUGGAACGUUUUCAAGAAUGCAAGCUUGAAUUCAAUGAGGGCUUGAAGUAUGAGAUGAAAGAUUCGAAUGGAGAUAUGAAGGUCUUCAACAAGGCAACCAUCGAUGGUUGCAAACACUCAUUCUUUCCACUUGCACUGGCGAUGCAUUGGAUGAUCCACGGGAUGAGAUGCCCGUUGUGCAAGUUUGGGGAUGACAGGAAGCUCUCUGUGUCCUGCCUUCCAUUCCACUGUGCCCACAGGAUGAAGAAUCAAGUCAGGAAGAUCAGGAACGAGAUCGACGAAGAAGUCUUCGAGUCGGAUCUUCAACUCGUACAGAACAUUAGAUUCGAGGACGAUAUGAACCUCCUGGGCAACAUUUCGGGUGAGCACUUCCCUACCGCUAUCAUGCUCGAUGUCAUUCCAUUGCAGAAUUGGGAUAUCAUCAAUGAGCAUAUGCAACUAUAUGUCACCCUUCACUAUGAAAGUGAUUUGAUAUCACAGGAGCGCGUAUUGGCAACACUUGGUACACUAGGAGUUACCAGUCAAUGGAGGCUCGAACGUUCAUCAGAGGAGUCGACGACGUUCACGGUACAAGGUUGUUUAUCUUUAUGCGAAGAUACUUUGAUAAUCGACGACCCUACAUUUGGAUUUAUGAACGUUCCUCGUUCCCAGUGCCGCUUGAUGUCCAAGAUCAAUCAAACGACCAAACCUUCUUACAUCAGUUGCAGUCUGGUCUAUCAAGAUCCGAUGAUCACAUUGAACGUCUGUAAAUCGAACGAUAUCCCAGCCAAGUGCCCUGACAAUGGCACAUUGUUCUCCAGCUCGCAACUGAUCAUGGAAGAGAACGAUGAGGCCGUAUGCUGUGGAUAUCUAGAGACACAAUGGAUGCCGCUGGAGCUCUGCAACCCAUCCACUUUCGGUUAUGGCAUAUUCUAUCAAAGGGUUAUUGUGGACAAACAGGCAUUCAUUACAAGAGUGACAAGGAGUAAGAUCAUACUGUAUCUAGUUGAAAACGAGAUGCUCAUGAACGAUAACCAGUUCUAUUAG